Messenger RNA from Striga asiatica, 600 nucleotides. The record is from the annotation of a GenBank genome assembly. Lineage: Eukaryota; Viridiplantae; Streptophyta; Magnoliopsida; Lamiales; Orobanchaceae.
AUGGGGCCCGAGAGGUGGUCGGAAGACAAGUCUAGGUGGAGCGCGCAAGUCAGUCAGGCGAGUGAUGGCUGGGGGUAUGGGGCAGAAAAGCAGCAGUUUGAGAGGUUGAGCACCACCACCACCGAAGGCCGAUUGUUGUUGCUGCAGGAGACGUCCCUCCAGCGGCAGAAGUUUGGGUGGGUGGUUGAGCGCCCCUCCACAACGGUUAAACCCGAUCUCCGUAAGAAGAAGGGUAAGCCCGAUCUCCAUAAGAAGGUCAUCAUCUUCUCACAGGUGCUGAAUGGGAAGGAUAUCUGCUUUCAAGUGAUGAAUGGUGGAGUCCCCUUGUUUUUGGGCACAAGCGUCUUACUGUCUUUGGCGUCCUUAUUCCCGAUGUUCAAAGGCAUGACGACUGAGUCAAAAUCAGAGAACUUGAUGUCAUCAGAUGUCGAGCUUUGGAAUGAGGUUUGCUAUGUUUGGUUUGGUGGCACUUGCUUUCACAAAGUUUGUGAAAGGCAAUGCUCUUGUGUGAUUUCAUCUCUUGGUGGUAUUGUAACAGCUAUCAAUGUGGUUAUGGACAAUGUUUUAAUAUGUGAAACCUGUGUAGAAUUUGAACAUUGA